Molecule: messenger RNA, 1848 nt
Organism: Parastagonospora nodorum SN15
Lineage: Eukaryota; Fungi; Ascomycota; Dothideomycetes; Pleosporales; Phaeosphaeriaceae
Exons: 2
Coding region: 1-1848 (615 amino acids)
Biological process (GO): carbohydrate metabolic process; glycosaminoglycan metabolic process
Cellular component (GO): membrane
Molecular function (GO): beta-N-acetylhexosaminidase activity
Source: RefSeq, a predicted model, not a curated record
AUGAAUCUCAUUAUACUCCUUCCACUCUUCCUCUCUUCUGCUUCAGCCCUUUGGCCGAAGCCCGUCUCUUACACCCACGGCAAUACUGUACUGUUCAUUGAAAAAAGUGUUUCAUUCCUUUGGUAUGGCUCUGGCACACGCAAUGUAGGCUCAAUUGCAGAUCAACACCCAGAUCAACAACCUUUUGUAUUUGUAUCGAAUUCUAACGAUAGGUCCGAAACACAGGAACACUUGAAGCUCCGGAAACGAUACACUGAAGUUUCAUUGGACAGCCGAUCUUCUAACGGGAGCCAAGCCGUAUCGGGAGAUGAGAUUAUCGACUAUGCAAUCAAGUCCGCGUACAGUACAAUCUUCACGCAGAACUUUGUUCCUUGGAAGUACCAUCCAAGAGGCUGGGAGGAACCAUCGCCGGGAAAAACUGUUUCUGAAGUCAAAAUCAAUCUGCUCAAGAAUGACCCGGAGAAUGUCUCAAGACCCCUUGCUGGCGAAGUCGACGAGUCCUACACUCUGACUCUGACCGAAGAUGGCAAAGCGACCGUCUCAGCAAACUCCAGCAUCGGCAUAGCCCACGGCCUGAACAGCUUCACCCAGCUAUUCUACGCCCACUCUGACGGAACCCACGUCUACACCCCUCUGGCCCCAGUCUCAAUCUCCGACGCCCCCAAAUUCCAACACCGCGGCAUAAACCUCGACGUCUCACGCAACUAUUUCAGCGUCGCAGACAUAAAGCGUCAAAUCGACGCGCUCGCCUACAACAAAAUGAACCGUUUCCACCUGCACAUCACCGACUCGCAAUCAUGGCCUCUCGUCAUCCCCUCCCUCCCUACCCUCGCUGCAAAAGGGGCUUACCGCCCGGACCUCGUCUACACGCCGCAGGACUUCGCGGACAUCCAGCGCCACGCAGCCAUCCAGGGCGUUGAAAUGAUUACCGAGAUUGACAUGCCAGGCCACACAGCGAGUAUCUGGCAUGCGUUUCCGGACCUGAUUUCAGCGUAUAAUAAACAGCCGGAUUGGUCGACGUGGGCGGCUGAACCACCCUCGGGAACGCUGAAGUUGAAUUCCCCCGCGGUGUACGACUUCCUCAACACACUGCUCGCGGAUCUGCUACCGCGUGUGGCGCCGUAUUCGAGUUACUUCCACACGGGCGGGGAUGAGGUUAACAAGAAUGCGUACACGUUGGACGAGACGGUGGGGAGUAAUGAUACGGCUAUCCUGCAGCCCCUAAUGCAGAAAUUCGUGGACAGGAAUCACGACCAAGUGCGCGCUGCGGGGCUGACGCCGCUUGUGUGGGAGGAGAUGUUGCUCGAGUGGAACGUGACCCUAGGCUCUGAUGUGAUAGUGCAGAGCUGGCAGAGCGAUCAGGCGGUAAAGGACAUUGUGGAUAAGGGCCAUAAGGUGCUUGUUGGGAAUUAUAAUUAUUGGUACCUCGACUGCGGCAAAGGCCAAUUCCUCGACUUCGCCCCCUCUUCAGCCGCCGGCUUCUGGCCUUACAACGACUACUGCGCGCCCUUCCACAACUGGCGCCUCAUCUACUCCUACGACCCACUCGCCGGCAUCCCAGCUGACAAACAGCACCUGGUACUCGGCGGCGAGGCGCACAUGUGGGCGGAAAUGACCGACCCUGUUAACGUCGACCGCAUGGUGUGGCCGCGCGCGGCAGCGGUCGGGGAGAUUCUGUGGAGCGGCGCGAAAGAUGAGAUGGGGCAGAAUCGCAGCCAGAUUGAUGCGAGCCCGAGGCUGGGCGAGAUGAGGGAGAGGUUGGUGGCGAGGGGGGUGGGGGCGGAGCCAGUGCAGAUGCCGUACUGCACUAUGAAUGGGACGCAGUGUCAGUUGGGAUAUACCGGGUGA